Bolinopsis microptera is the source of this 2260-nucleotide messenger RNA. Its product is annotated as shootin-1-like. The record is from RefSeq and is a predicted model, not a curated record. The coding region runs from base 36 to 1667 and encodes 543 amino acids. Lineage: Eukaryota; Metazoa; Ctenophora; Tentaculata; Lobata; Bolinopsidae. The transcript has 11 exons.
AGUUUCACACUAGCCCCCUGUCCAGGAUGGAGUAGAUGCUAGUUCCUGAGGACCCGGAAAAUGAGGCCCUCCACCCCGUGGUCACCGGGCACUCCUCCUCCUCCUCCAAGGUGCCCAUCAUGUCAGUAAACAAGAAUCACCUGCAAGUGGAGUACCCCCAGAACAGUAGGAACCGCUACCCUAGCUCCAAUAAUGGUGACGGAGGACAUGACGUGGACAGUAGUACGGAACUAUGGGACGAGCCAGAAGAAGACCAACCACAUUGUUCCCACUGUUCCACCUCCCUCCACGACCAGUACACUGAUUCACUCCGGGGCAAGUUAAAGCAGCAACAAAUCACUCUCAUAGAACUCAAGAAAACAGUGAAAGAGUUGGAAGCAGAUAAGAUCCAAGAAGUUGAGCUGCGAAGGAGGGUUGAGGACCAAGCCGAACAACUCCGAGAUAAAUCUAGCGAGGUUGAGCGGCUAGAGAAGCUUCUGGAAGAGUUUGAUAACCUAGCGCAAGAGAACGAUGAUCUGAAGUUGCUGCUGAGAUUGAAAGAUGAGGAGAUAAAGAUGUUGAACAAGGAUGUGAGCAAGUUGUCAGAGAGAGUAUCAGACUAUAACGAGAUAGAGGCUCACAACACUGAUCUACAAUCUGAGCUCUUCUCUCGAGACAGAGAGGUGAUGUCCCUGAAGCACAGCGAGGAGCGACUCCGAACUACAUACCUAGAACUGGUAAAGAAGAACAGUCAGUUGGAAGAGAAGCUUCUAGAACAGGACAGCAGACACGAAGAAGGAAAGCAGAAGUUUGAGAACAGUAUCAUGAAGCUGACCGACAAGUUGAUCCAGCAGAGGAAGAAGAGCGAGGAGCUGGAACAGACUAACGCUAGAGCUGUCAGGGACUGCAGGUUAGCUGUCAGGCUACUACAAUGUGCUAGCCCUGCCUCCAACUCCCACGCUGCAAAACAGCACCAGACAAACAAACUGUCAUUUAUAUUCGGGGAUGCGAACAACAAACCUAUCAGCAGCAACGACUCUAAAUCUAUCAAAAAAGAUCUGAAGCAGUUGAGACAGAACAGCUUUGAAGACGAGAACAGUUGCCCACCAACUCCACCCAACUCCACCUCCUCCCCCAACACUCCUCCCUCUAGUACCCGGGGGGAACAACGACGCGGAGUGUCAGUCAGGCGUCAAUCAAGUCGGGGUGCAUCAACUAGGAGUGCUCCAGGGAGCUCGUUACCAAAGCAGGGUAGUGUUCCCGGGCAGAAGCAGGAGGAGGGUGAUGUGUUCAUGAAGAGGAACCAUUCUACUAGCUGCUUGGAAAGUUUACAAUGCAUGUCAAGAACACAGAGUGCUCACAGACCAACAGGUGCAGGUUGUACAGAUUUACAUCAGGAGUCAGUGAUAGUGCUAAAGGACUUGCUACAAGGAAAGAAAGAUGCAAUCCAUGUCUUGAGAGUUGAAUUGGGGAAGAGAGACAAAGAAAUCGGAUUGUUACGGAAGAAACUGACGAAUAAUCUUAGCGAGAGCAUUAAUUCUAAGGACAUGGCGCCGAACGAACGGAUAGAAAAUUUGGAGACCCGGGUAGGGUUCCUGAACGACGAGAACUUUAACCUGAAGUACCAGUUGGAAAUCUGCAGGAAAAUGUUAGACAAAAUCUCGGGAGUUGCUCCCAACCCCUCUUGAACGACUGAAUGAGGAAUACCAGGCCAGAUUUCUGUCACUUUACUGUCAUCCUACCUCGAUUUCUGCUCUUGAAAUUAAAAAAUUAUUGGAUGAGCAGACUGAAAUUAUUUGUAUUGCGUUACUCGGAGUGUUAAUUAAAAUCUAGGGAGAACUUUUUUGCUGCCGCGAACAUUCGCGAAUCAAAGAAAAAUGUGCUCAAUUAUUGUGUUUUUUGUUGCCAGCUUGUGUAAAUAUAUUGGCCGUAUAAUUGUAUAACAUUAUUUGGUUUGAUACUGUUUCUAACAUUCUUACAGGGAGCCCAUUCAAAAUUAUAGAAUAUUUAUGAAUUUCAUUAGCCUGCGUUAGGAAUAGGUAUAUUCAAAUCUGUGAGGUAUCUCAAGAAAACGAAAGAGCAACCGUGUGGUUGCCUUGACAAUCUGUCGAUCAAUUAGGAAUUCAAUCAUGGACUUUAAUGAUCAUCGUGUGAAGUGGGAGUUUUGUUAAAUCUUUGAGCUUCGACUUUUCAGCUAUCUAAAGGAUAAUUCGUAAUUGUGUAAUGACGAAUUUAACUGUUAUUUACGGUAACUAUUGUUGACGUUUGCCACGAAACGUAA